AUGUCAACCAUCAUCGUUCGGAGCAUUCAAGCGGAUUUUAAUUAUUCGAUCACACGAAGACGAACUCACAACGUGUGCUGUUUACGCGCGCGCGACAAGUAUGUCGAAAUUAUACAUUACAUUAUAUCAUUAUUGUUAUUUUACCUCAGUACGUUCUAUUCAUGCAGUGGUUUAAGCGAAUCUUUGCGAAAAAUACCCGCGAUUGAGGCCAAUGUCACCAACGACGAUGUCACGGAAACGCAGCAUACCAUUUGUAAGAUUGCAACGGAGGAUGUGGUAGCAAACGCACGUGCUACUGUUACAACAGUACUUACUGGAGCUUGUAAAGCAAAGGCGAUGGAUGAAAAGUUUGCAAGAUUAGAAAAAUUAAUCAAAGAAUUCGCGGAUAUUAAAUGGUUACUGUACAACAUUUUGGAGCAACAACCGGAUUAUCUAAAAACUGUACAAAACGCUAAUCUUUAUGAUGGAAUAUCUGAUGAUUAUUUGUCGCCAAGGCAAGAUGAGAUCAAUAAAUUCAACAAUACUGUACAAAAUUUAUCUACAUCAAAUGGUUAGUGCAAGCAUCAUGAAUU
Nylanderia fulva is the source of this 572-nucleotide messenger RNA. Lineage: Eukaryota; Metazoa; Arthropoda; Insecta; Hymenoptera; Formicidae. The record is from RefSeq and is a predicted model, not a curated record.